This is a messenger RNA of Myotis brandtii (Brandt's bat), 2934 nucleotides long. It is a transcript of the gene PRKAG2, whose product is annotated as protein kinase, AMP-activated, gamma 2 non-catalytic subunit. Lineage: Eukaryota; Metazoa; Chordata; Mammalia; Chiroptera; Vespertilionidae. The transcript has 16 exons. Bases 582 to 2660 code for a protein of 692 amino acids. The record is from RefSeq and is a predicted model, not a curated record.
CUCUUCCCUCCCUCCCUCCCUCGCGCCGGGAGGACGGCCCCGGUCCCGGCUUCGGGCUGCUGAUUCCGCGGCCGAGGGUCACGUUCACACACACACUGUCUCGCCCUCCCCAAGUCUCCACUUGGGUGCGGGCCGAGGAGGCUCUGUCCCCAGCGCCGGGCGAAUUGCACCUGCCUUUCCCAUUCCCGCUGGGAAUCGGGGGGAGGAGUCGGGGGGGGGGGGGUUGCUUCGCUGUGCAAAAGGAAGAAAACUUUGUCACCCAGCUGGAGACGUCCGCCACGCGUAACCCGGAGAGAGACCAGAACCAGGACGGCCUGUGGCUGUGAUUUGGCAUCUGAUGGGCCCGUAGGAGGAAGAGGAAACGAGCCCAGCGCUCGCGCCGACCGCCAUCCCUCCCAGGUGGCGGCGGCGGGCGGCGGCGCGAGGUACCUGCUCCACCCUCCCUCCCCGUGCCAGUCCCCUCGCGGUGUCUUCAGGGGGCAGGACAGUAGGGACGAGCGCGCGGCUCGAGGCCGAGGGCUAGGAAGGAGAGGACCGUAUUCCAGGAACGAGUCACCCGGAAUUAACUUCUGGCUGAAGUUAUGGGAAGCGCGGCCAUGGACACCAAGAAGAAGAAAGAUGUUUCCAGCCCGGGCGGGAGCGGCGGCAAGAAAAACCCCAGCCAGAAGCGGCGAUCGCUGCGGGUGCUUAUUCCGGACCUGAGCUCUUUUGCCAUGCCACACCUGGAUGGAGACCUGGAGAGUUCAGAAAAGCACUCUUCUCAUAAGGUGGACAGCCCCUUCGGCUCUGGCAGCCCCUCCAAAGGCUUCUUCUCCAGAGGCCCCCCGCGCCGGACCUCCAGCCCCGUGUCUGCUCCCGUGAGGCCCAAGACCAGCCCCAGCUCCCCCAAAACCGUGUUCCCGUUCUCCUACCAGGAGUCCCCGCCGCGCUCCCCGCGGCGCAUGAGCUUCAGCGGGAUCUUCCGCUCCUCGUCCAAAGAGUCGUCCCCCACGUCCAGCUCGUCUACCUCGCCCGGGGGCAUCCGGUUCUUCUCCCGCUCCAGAAAAACUUCCGGCCUCUCCUCCUCGCCAUCGACGCCCACCCAAGUGGCCAAGCAGCACUCCUUCCCCCUCGAGUCCUAUAAGCAGGAGCCUGAGCGACUGGAAAACCGCAUCUAUGCCUCGUCCUCCCCUGCGGACACGGGCCAGAGGUUCUGCCCGGCCUCCCACAGCCCAGCCCGGCCUCCGGCAGCGUCCCCCGCUCACUACGCUCCCUCCAGAACCGUAAGUCAGGGCGCGGCGACCGGCCUGGGAGGCAGGGCCCAGUCUGGGUGUGCUCACCUGGAGCUGGGGCUGCGGCUCCUGACAGCUGUGGGGUAUUUAUCGGGAAUCACAGGGAGGGCCCAGUGGGCGGAUGGAAGGCCCAUGACAAGUGGUAACACCUGGAACAUGACCAGAACCAGCUCUUUGUUCCCUCUGCUUCUUAAAAAAAAAAAAGUUUUGUUUGCAUUUAUCUUGAGUGGGAGACUAACACAUGCCGAGACGGGGAGCCUGUCUCGUGGAGGGGAGCAGCGUCUCUGCUCCUUCCGAGGAGGUCGGCGAGGCUUCACGGAGGAGCCGCCGCUGCCCCACACGCGGCCCUGCACGUGGGCGCAGGACUCCGUCCCUCUCGCCUGCCUGGUCCGCGUUCCGUACGCAGAUGCUCUGUACUGGUUUCGUUCCUUCUUAGCAGAAGACUCGGAAAGUGGCGUUUACAUGCGAUUCAUGAGGUCACACAAGUGUUACGACAUCGUCCCAACCAGUUCAAAGCUCGUUGUCUUUGAUACUACAUUACAAGUUAAAAAGGCCUUCUUUGCCUUAGUAGCCAAUGGUGUUCGAGCAGCGCCACUGUGGGAAAGUAAGAAACAAAGUUUUGUAGGAAUGUUAACAAUUACAGAUUUCAUAAAUAUACUACAUAGAUAUUAUAAAUCACCCAUGGUACAGAUUUAUGAAUUAGAGGAACAUAAGAUUGAAACAUGGAGGGAGCUUUAUUUACAAGAAACAUUUAAGCCUUUAGUGAAUAUAUCUCCAGAUGCAAGCCUCUUCGAUGCUGUAAACUCGUUGAUCAAAAAUAAAAUCCACAGAUUGCCAGUUAUUGACCCUAUCAGUGGGAAUGCACUUUAUAUACUUACCCACAAAAGAAUCCUCAAGUUCCUCCAGCUUUUUAUGUCCGAUAUGCCAAAGCCCGCCUUCAUGAAGCAGAACCUGGACGCGCUGGGAAUCGGGACCUACCACAACAUCGCCUUCAUCCACCCCGACACGCCCAUCAUUAAAGCCCUGAACGUCUUCGUGGAGAGACGAGUGUCCGCCUUACCUGUUGUGGACGAGUCAGGGAAAGUCGUAGAUAUUUAUUCCAAAUUUGAUGUAAUUAACCUUGCUGCUGAAAAAACAUACAAUAACCUAGAUAUCACCGUGACCCAGGCACUUCAGCACCGUUCCCAGUACUUUGAGGGCGUGGUCAAGUGCAGUAAGCUGGAAAUAUUGGAGACCAUUGUGGAUAGAAUAGUAAGAGCGGAGGUCCAUCGGCUGGUGGUGGUGAAUGAAGCAGAUAGUAUUGUGGGUAUUAUUUCCCUGUCAGAUAUUCUGCAAGCCCUCAUCCUCACCCCACCAGGUGUCAAACAAAAGGAGCCGAAAACUGAAUGACUUUUGUGAAUGGAGCCCUUGUAGGACUUGAACUAAGAUUCCGGGUCACGCUUUGCCUCAUGAACACUGAUGCCAUGGAAGAGAGGAAAAUGGCCAAGGAUGUCUAUCAGGGUUUAGUGAUGGGUAUUUUUUCCAGUGAUGUUGAAACUAAGCAUAAAAAAAAAGAGGACUAUAUGUUUUUGAAGGGUCAGGCUUGCAUUAAAAGGCUAUUUUCAGACCUCUGUCUGAAAGAUUUCAAGUGCUGUAUGUCAUUAAAGUGCACUGUGUCCUGAAA